Ambispora leptoticha is the source of this 2402-nucleotide messenger RNA. NCBI's taxonomy places the organism in Eukaryota, Fungi, Glomeromycota, Glomeromycetes, Archaeosporales, Ambisporaceae. The record is from the annotation of a GenBank genome assembly.
AUGUGUCUUUGCGCCGUGGACUAGUGGCAACUACGAAAUUGAUGAAAUAAUUUUAGAUGCUCAAGUGCAUUAUAAUGGGCAUCAUGAUUGGAUUGAAUGGAUUCCAUACGAGCAGCUUCUUAAAGAAAAAUAUUUUUGCGAAAACGAAUUUUACGAGGUAUAUUUUGCCAUUUGGGGAAAAGGACGAGUAAUAUCAUAUGAUAGAGAAUCAAAAUCAUUGAUUCGUGAAGAGCAAGGCAUUGUUCAAUUGAACCUUUUCUCAAAUUUAGAUUAUUUGUUUUGCUCCUUAAAAUCGGACGGGAAGGAUAUAUUUGGCGUAUCGAAGGAUCCCUGUACUCAGAACUUUUUUCUUAUACAAAAGCCAUCGUACUGUCUAAAAUGCAAAUUAAAUUGGAACACUACUUUGAAUAUAUGUCCUCGAUGCGAUUUUUUACCCUGGACAAGCGGAAAUGAUAAAAUUGACGAGAUUUUAAUAAAUUAUCAAAUACAAUUUCGCGGUUUUAAGUAUCAUAAUUGGAUUGAAUGGAUUUCCUAUGACAAUUUUAACAAAUUAGAACUUAUGGUGGAAGAGCAAGACUUCGACGUAUAUAAGGCUAUCUGGGAGCCUGGACGCAUAACGGAUUUUGAAGAAGAAACAAAAAGGCUCGUUAAACAGAAGGAAAGCGAUGUUCAGCUUAAUAUAUAUUCAAAUUUCGACAGUUUCUAUAAUAUAAUAUGCAGUGAGUUUUAUGUCAUUCAUGGGGUUUCAAAAGAUCCAGCUACUCAUAAUUAUAUUCUAGUAAGAGAUCUGGAAUAUUGUAUGAAUUGUAACUUGAGAUUAAACCUUACAUUUCAACUAUGUCCAAGAUGUUAUUAUUUACCGUGGACGUCCGGAAAUGUGCAAAUCGAUGAAUUAAUUAUAAAAAGGCAAAUCGAAUGCGAGAACAGUGAUAAAUGGAUCGAAUGUCUAUUUGAGAAAAGCUUUGAUGAGCUGUUUAAUGAGAUAGAAGUGAUUGAAGAAAACAAAUGUUAUAAAGUAUAUAAUGCAAUUUGGAAUAUGGGACGUAUACAAAGCUUCGAUCAUAAAUUAAAAAAAUUUAAUAGGGAAGAAAAAAGUGAGGUUCAAUUAAAUGAAUAUUCAAAUUUAGACUAUUUAUAUGAGGAGUUAAAGAACGAUUUUUCAGGAGUAUACGGGAUAAUGAAACAUACGCUAACAAAUGACAUUAUACUUAUAAAAGAACGCAAGUUUUGUUCGAAAUGUAAAGCUACUUGGAAUAUAUUUUAUCAGAUAUGCUUUAGAUGCCACCUUUCACCAUGGUCAAGUGGGGAUAUGAGAAUCGAUGAAUUUAUUAUAAAUAUACAGAACAAGUUUGAUAAACCAUUAGACGAAGACAAUAACGAUAAUCGAUAUGAAUUGCUUGAGUGGAUUCCGUAUGAGAAAAUAAAAAAUCGCGAAUUUAUUAAAGAAGAAACCUUAUAUACAGUAUAUAAGGCAACAUUGGAAUAUGACCGUAUAAAAAAUAUUACAAAACAAAAAUCAUUAGAGAGAUUGAAUAAAUCACAAACCGUUCAAUUAGAUAUUUAUUUUAACUCGGAACAAUUAUAUAAUGCACUGAAUAGAAAGUAUAAUGAAUUUAGAUAUUGUUUAUUUGGAAUUUCAAAGUCUCCUAGUGGAAAUUUCAUCCUAGUUAGAGUACUAGAGUUUUGUUCAAAAUGCCGGCAAAAAUGGAAUCUUCAAUUGGAAUUAUGUCCAAAGUGUGAUCUUCCAUCUUGGACUAGUGGUCAUCCGGAAAUCGAUGAUUUUAUUUUAGAUGAACAACGUAAAUAUUUGCAUAGUAGUCAAGGUCAUCUUAAGUUUAAUGGAUGGAUCGAGUGGAUUCCAUAUAACCAAUUUAGUAAGAUUGAAAAUUUAGGAGAAGGCGGCUUUGCUAGAGUUUCAAAAUCGAUCUGGAAAAAGGGAAAGACAUACUAUGACAGUGCAAAUAAGAGUUUUAAAAGAUGUUAUAAUUGGGAAGUGGCUCUCAAAGAAAAAUUAAACUCAAAAGGUUGCAUUUCGGAAUUCAUUAAAGAAACAAAGAUUUUAUUAGGUGCACUAAGUCAUGGCGAAUGCAGAUUGUAUUCGUGCAAUGUAUAUGGAAUUUCACAAAAUCCUAAUACCGGAAACUUUAUUCUUGUACUGGAAUAUUUUGAAGACGGAUCUCUUUAUUCACGUCUUUCAAAGGAUAUGAUCACAUUCCAUUAUAAAGUAAUAUUGAAAAUUCUGAAGAAUAUUUUGAAAGGCUUAAUUCAUGCGCAUUCAGAGAAUCUAGUUCAUGGCAAUUUACAUAGUGGCAAUAUUUUAGGCGACCUUUCCGGUGAACCUGUUAGUAUUACGAAUGCAAAUUUUAAAUUGUCUGACUUUGGAAUAUCCAAAAUAGAGCUAG